CAAAAUAAAAAAAUCAGUUAAGAGAGUGAGAGGAGAGAGAAGAGGAAGAAAGGAAUGGCAGCUCUCACGCUCAACGGCUCGAUCCUCCGCAAGAACCCCUCGACGCCGACCGCCGCCGCCAUCUCCGCCAGGCACGCGCCGCACCAUCGCGCGGCGCUCCAGUCGCGGCGGAGGAGGCGGUGUUUGGGGCCGGCGACGACCUUCCCCCUCCUCCGCUGCCGCGCCACCGCGCCGCCCCCCCCGGAGGCCGGGUCGCCGGCCGACGACUCCUCCUCGGCCCCGUUCGAGAUGUCCGUCGAGAGCGCCCUCAAGCUUCUCGGCGUCUCCGAGGGCGCUUCCUUCGACGACAUCCUCCGCGCCAAGAACGCCGUCCUCGCCUCCUGCAAGGACGACCAGGAGGCCGUCGCCCAG
Elaeis guineensis (African oil palm) is the source of this 411-nucleotide messenger RNA. The record is from RefSeq and is a predicted model, not a curated record. Lineage: Eukaryota; Viridiplantae; Streptophyta; Magnoliopsida; Arecales; Arecaceae.